Trichoplax adhaerens is the source of this 792-nucleotide messenger RNA. RefSeq lists its product as uncharacterized. The coding region runs from base 1 to 792 and encodes 263 amino acids. The transcript has a single exon. The record is from RefSeq and is a predicted model, not a curated record. Lineage: Eukaryota; Metazoa; Placozoa; Uniplacotomia; Trichoplacea; Trichoplacidae.
AUGGACAACGGCUAUUCACACAGAAUUACUGAUUUACGGAAACAACUGAGCACACUAACUGAACAAUUAGAUAGCUCGGAAAAAAUGCCAGCAUCGAAAUGCAAACAGCUAACACUCAGCUUAAAAGAAGUUAUUAGUUUGGCUAAGGAAUUACAGGAUGAUAUCAAUGAAGAUUCAAGGAAAGCGGAAGAUAUCAGUAAGGGCUUGGAAUUCGAUAUGACAAGCUGUGAAAAACGAUUAAAACAUUUAAGAGCUGAAUUAGAUAAAGCUAACACCGGAAUCGAGCAGAAGGAAGAACUUGUUCAGCAAAAGUUAGCUACAUUGGAAGGUACCAGAACUAGAGCAGAGGAAAUGCACCAAGGAUUAGAGGGGAUUGAUGAAGAAGAAAAUAAACUUCGCGAUCAGUGUCGGAGUGAAAAGCAAAAUUUAGAUCGAGCUGAAAUUGCCGUAGAAGGGCUUAAUCGCAGUUUGCAAGCGUUACAAUUUCGCAUGGACCGAAUUAAAUCCAGACGAAUGACGGCUGAAGAGAAAUUGGGUCGUUAUGGUGAUGAUACCGAUGGAGCAAAGUUAUCCAAACGGGCACCUAACGAUAAUGAUUCCGAAUCUCAGCAAGGAAAUUUCGAAGAAGCUGAAACAUCUAUGAAUGAACUAAUUGAUAAAUUAGCAAAAAUAAUGAGACGUUGGGAAGAAUUGGAACGAAGAAAGAAAUUCUUGCAACUUCAAAUUGAUAGGGUACAAGAAAUAACGGAUAAUAUUAAAACUAAAGUUUCCGAUAUUGAUGCCCAAUUGUAA